Messenger RNA from Ixodes scapularis (black-legged tick), 1845 nucleotides. Its product is annotated as disintegrin and metalloproteinase domain-containing protein 10. NCBI's taxonomy places the organism in Eukaryota, Metazoa, Arthropoda, Arachnida, Ixodida, Ixodidae. Gene Ontology annotation, cellular component: plasma membrane. The record is from RefSeq and is a predicted model, not a curated record. Gene Ontology annotation, molecular function: metalloendopeptidase activity. Gene Ontology annotation, biological process: membrane protein ectodomain proteolysis; Notch signaling pathway. The transcript is spliced from 8 exons. The coding region runs from base 347 to 1345 and encodes 332 amino acids.
UAGCCAUGCUGACCAGUCACGUGACAGCCGCCUCGGACAUGUUCAGGAACACCGACUUCCUUGGAAUCGCCGACAUCAGUUUCGAAAUACAGAGAGUCUUAGGUUCCCGGGCACCGCGGGCGGCAUCUGCGAUAAGUUCCAGAGCGGGUCGAGCCUGCACUCGUCCUCGUCGUUCCUGGGCAGGCUGAGCCUGAACACCGGCAUCGUGACCUUCCUGAACCAGAACUCCCGCGUGCCCGAACGGAUCACGCACAUCACCUUCACCCACGAGCUGGGACACAACUUCGGCUCUCCGCACGACUUCCCGCCGGAAUGCGUGCCCGGAAGCAUUGUGGGCAACUACAUCAUGUACGAGAGCGCCACCCACGGCAACCUGCCCAACAACCGCAAGUUCUCUCCGUGCAGCGUGCGCAACGUCUCUCUGGUGCUCCACCAGCUCUUCUCUGGCGACGGUCCUCGUGCCAACUGCCUCCAGGAACCUCGAGGACCCUACUGCGGCAACUUCAUCCGCGAAGAAGGCGAGGAAUGCGACUGCGGCUUCAUGUCGGCGGAGUGCGAGAAAAGCUGCUGCUACGCUCGCGAGCACGGCGAGGACAGCCACAGAGCGUGCACCCUCAAGCCGGGUGCUUCCUGCAGCCCUUCGAACGGAGCCUGCUGCAAUAAAAACUGCACCGUUCGUAAAAGUACCUUUGUGUGCCGGGAAGACGACGACUGCUCUUUCGAGGCCACCUGCGACGGGCUGACUUCGGACUGUCCGCCCUCGGCGCCCAAGCCCAAUGGCACGCUGUGCAACCACGGCACCCAGAUAUGCGAGGACGGCCACUGCAAGCGCUCCGUCUGCGCCAAGUACAACCUGAACGAGUGCUUCCUCACCGGUUCCUACAGAACGCCCGACGAGAUGUGCCUCAUCGCCUGCAGCGAACCCGUUCCGCAGAGCGAGUGUAAGGAGGCUUGCGAGUUCGAGCUGAUGAAGGAGCUCUGCGGCAGGCGCAUGGAGCCCGGUGCCGCGUGUGACGACAUGCGCGGCUACUGCGACGUCUUCCGGAAAUGCCGCCGCAUCGACACGCAGGGGCCUUUGUCCUUGCUCCAUGACCUCGUCUUCGGUCACAUGGGACUCCGAAACGUACUGGUGAGAUACUGGUACAUCGCGAUUGUGCUGAUCGCACUGGGUGGCGUGCUCAUGAUGUUGCUGAUCCGGGUGUGCGCGGUGCAUACGCCCAGCAGCAACCCCAACCUGCAGCGAAGCCGGAAGGUUGGCGAGAGUCUCAAGGACCCCGUGAGCAUCCUCAAGGACGUCGUCCUGCUCUCGUCACUCACUCCGAAGACCGUCGUGCAUAGGGCGUGAGAGGGGCUUGAACGACUUCGUGGUGCCCUGUCGCGAGCGUGUCGACAUUAUACUCUAGUAGUUCGUAGACUUGCUCGUUCUGAACGCGGUACAUUUAUUUUCCAUGCGACUGGUAGCCAUGACGGUUUUGUGUAAGAUCCGCGGAUUGCCCCAGAUCAACUUGUUCGCUGAUAUUGUGCCCAUCAAUACCAUACAGAAAAAGAAAUCUUGCCGUGAUACAUAUCGGGAAUUCGGGCGUUAAAAGUGGAACUUAUUAUUGUUUAAAACUUGUAUUUGAUAACGGUACAUUGAGAUGUCUGUCACAUUGAGUCGAAGGUUUACCCUCAUAGCGUUCUCAUACGUGUCAAAAUGUUACCAGAAUCGUGAGAGGCUACUGCCGCAAUUGAGUGCAAGCAAAAUAUUCAUGCAAAUAUGCAUUUAUAAAAUAUGACGGCUCUAUACUUCUGACGACCAUAUAAAAAAACAAAAAAGAAUAAAACGUCGGUUACUUCUGCAAGCAA